This is a messenger RNA of Aspergillus homomorphus CBS 101889, 1120 nucleotides long. Its product is annotated as PGAP3/PER1 family protein. Gene Ontology annotation, molecular function: hydrolase activity, acting on ester bonds. The coding region runs from base 50 to 1048 and encodes 332 amino acids. The transcript is spliced from 4 exons. Gene Ontology annotation, biological process: GPI anchor biosynthetic process. Gene Ontology annotation, cellular component: endoplasmic reticulum membrane. Lineage: Eukaryota; Fungi; Ascomycota; Eurotiomycetes; Eurotiales; Aspergillaceae. The record is from RefSeq and is a predicted model, not a curated record.
CCUGAGCUCACCAUUCUGCUGGUUGUGCAACAACAAUACAGAAGUCACUAUGUUUCUAGGCUCAACCAGGACAAAGCUCUAUUGCUGCUUCGUCUUUCUCCUUUUCGCUACUCUUAUUGGCAAAUCGGCCGCGUCUCUCGGCGAUCACCUCCCCGACUUCAAGGAAUGCGUCAAGGUCUGCAAGGCUGAGAACUGCCAUGAUGGAAACUCGGUGAUUCCUCUCCAUCUUCGUCUCAUGCUGUGGACGUGUCCUUCCGAGUGCGAUUAUACCUGCCAACAUGUCGUGACAGACCGUCGUGUCGCUCGUGAUCCCCCGAUGCUAAACCCAAUACUACAAUUCCACGGAAAAUGGCCGUUCCGCAGAAUCCUCGGCAUGCAAGAGCCCUUCUCUGUUCUUUUCUCCCUCCUCAAUUUCCUCGCCCACUGGCAUGGCAUGGGUAGAAUCCGAGAAACCAUCCCCUCGUGGCACUCACUCAGGCCCUACUAUAUGGCGUUCGGAUACUGCGGGCUAGCGUGUUGGACGUUUAGCGCGUUGUUUCACACUCGAGACCUCGCAUUGACCGAGAAGCUGGAUUAUUUUGGGGCUGGAGCUAACGUGAUGUACGGACUAUAUCUUGCGAUCAUUCGAAUUUUCCGUCUAGAUGAAGAAGACCCCCGCCAUAAGCCGACUCUGCGCCGUCUCUGGACAACCAUUUGCGUCCUCCUUUACACUUUGCACGUGUGCUAUCUGAGCUUCUGGUCCUGGGACUACACCUACAACAUGAUUGCGAAUGUUGUGAUAGGGAUGGCUCAGAACAUCCUGUGGGUGUCUUUCAGCAUCUAUCGUUAUAGGAAGUAUGGUAAAACUUGGAUGACCUGGCCCGCGCUGAUCGUGGUUUGGAUUAUCUUGGCCAUGAGCCUGGAGCUUCUCGACUUCCCGCCCUGGAACGAGCUCAUUGACGCACACAGCUUAUGGCAUCUGGGGACAGUGAUUCCCACGGCGUGGUGGUACUUCUUCCUCAUCAAAGACAUUCAGAAUGAUGUAGCAGGAGAAAGAUUGAAAGCCUAGGCUGGCUCAUGGAGGCCGCUUCGUAUUCUGCAAAACACUUGGUUCUGCUUCCCGCCAGUAGCAGUUCGGUUG